UUUUUUCACGAUGCCAGCCCGUUAAUUUUUUCAAGAAUCACAAAUAUUCUCAAAAAGAUGACAGCGAUUAAACUAAAUUUCGAGAUGUCUUGUGAAUACAUAAUUCCAUCGACAGGAGAAGUGUCCCUGAAGUAUUUCAACACACCCAACACUAUGAUUUUAUUAUCGACCGACAUUCAGAAAUCUAUUGACGAUUUAGCUGGAAUUAUUCAAACCAAAAUGGAAGAAUUCGCAGAAUCUAAAUCUGGAUGGAGUCUACGGAAAAUAUGUCAGCUAAUGGUUGCGUUCAACAAGUACACUCCAAUAAACGGCCGAAUCUACAUACCGUUGCCAACAGAAUUGAAAAAGAAAGGAGGCAUUAUUAAUAUAAUGAAUACUGAUCGUCUUUGUUUUGUAUGGUCGGUACUUGCAAGUCUUUAUCCCUGUAAAGAUAGUAAUUAUGAACGUACUGAUGCCUAUCCGCAGAACUAUCACGAUAUAUUAAAUUUACGUGGUGUACAAAUGCCUGUUCAGUUAUCAAGUAUUCCUAAAUUUGAAGCUCAAAAUUCUAACAUAUCAAUUAACGUGUUCACGGUCAAUGACAAAACGCAUGAAAUUGAAGGCCCUAUAUAUCAUACAAAAAAUGUAAAAAACCAUCACAUAAAUUUAUUAUAUUUAAAAAAGACUCGAUCCAAACAUGGCCAUUAUUGUCUUAUUAGCGACUUAAGUAAAGUUUGUGGAAGAAAUAUUUCGGCUCAUAAAGCGAAAAUGUUCAUUUGCGAUAGAUGUUUAAAUCAUUUCUCCCUUAAAUCACAUUACGAGUCGCAUCAGCAGGAUUGUAAAUUAUUUUCUCCAGUUAAGAUUACUUUACCUGAUGAAUCUAGUGCUCAUUUAGAAUUUUCAAAUUACAAAGCGCUUCUUAAAAAAGGUUUUGUUAUUUAUGCAGAUUUUGAAUGUUUGUUAAUUAAAGGUAAUGAUCAUCCGAUGAAAUAUCGACAUAUACCUUACAGUGUAGCGUUCACGAGUGUCUGUUCUUUUGACAAUAGUUUAAAUACAUUCUUUAGUUAUAUUGCCAGUUCACCAAAUGAUCAAACACCGGCUUCUUGGUUCAUUGCAAAACUUCAGAAAGAAAUUAACAAAAUGACGCAAAUUCUACGCUCGCGAGAUUUGCCAAUGUUGCCCCUUUCGGACGAGGAAAAAUUAAAUUAUAAUUCGUCAAUGGAAUGUCCUAUCUGCGGUCGCGUUUAUUGCGAAACCAAUCCAAAAGUCCACCAUCAUGAUCAUCUUACAGGGAAAUAUAUAGCACCGUAUUGUCAAAAUUGUAAUUUACAAUGCAAAAAAGAUUAUAGUAUACCCGUUUUUUUACAUAAUCUUAGUGGGUAUGGCGCUCAUCUUUUUAUUGAGGAAUUGGCUCGUAGUAAUUAUGUCAAUUUGGUACCAUUAAAUAUGGAAAAAUAUAUUGGAUUUUCGACUUAUUUCAAUCAAACUCGAGUUACAUUUUUAGAUUCAUACAGGUUUUUAUCUUCGUCCUUAGAUUCUCUUGUUAAAAAUCUAACUCCCGAUCAACUUUUAAUUACAAAGUCAUAUUUUUCUGAUGUAAAAAGUUUUCCAUUGUUAACACGAAAACAAGUGUUUUGUUACGAGUACUUAGAUUGUUGGGAUAAAUUAUCGAAAACGAAACUGCCUGAAAAACAUUAUUUUUAUAGUAGUCUGCACGAUGAACACAUAUCAGACGAAGAUUAUGCUCACGCUAAACUAAUAUGGGAUGAAUUUUCUAUUAAAAAUUUAAGUGAUUACGCCCUGUUUUAUUUGAAACUCGACGUAUUGCUUUUAGCUGACUGCUUUGAAAAUUUUAGAAAUCUGACUAUGAAGUAUUAUGGACUCGAUGCUGCCGGUUUUUUUACAGCACCUGGCUUAUCAUGGGCUGCUGCUUUGAAAAUGACACAAAUUAAACUCAGAUUAUUCACAGAUAUCGAUAUGACCCUUUUCAUUGAAAAAGCUUUAAGAGGUGGUAUAUCACAAUCUAUAUGUCGAUAUUCAAAAGCCAAUAAUAAGUAUUGUUCGUCAUAUGAUCCAAAUUUGGAUACUAAAUAUCUAAUUUAUUGGGACGUAUGUAAUCUUUACGGAUGGGCACAGUGCCAGAGUUUACCAUACGAUCAUUUUAGGUGGUUAGAUAAUUUCGAAAUUGAAAGUCUAGAUAUAAAUACAUGCUAUGCAAACACUGCUGAUAAAUGUUGUAUUUUAGAAGUUGAUUUGGAAUAUUCGCAGUCUCUUCAUGAUUUACAUGAACAAUUACCAUUUUGUUGUGAACAUCAGAUGCCUCCUAAUUCGCAAAAUAAUUCAGAGAAAUUAUUAUGCACUUUAUGCGACAAAACUAAAUACGUAAUUCAUCUUGAGAACUUAAGACAAACAGUGCAUUUCGGUCUGAAAGUGAUAAAAAUACAUCGUGUUUUAGAAUUCUCACAAAAACCUUGGUUAAAGCCAUAUAUAAUGUUCAAUACUGAUUUACGAAUGCAAGCCAAAUCUGCUUUUGAAAAAGACUUUUUUAAAUUGAUGAUAAAUGCCAAUUAUGGCAAAACACUGGAAAACGAUCGAAAGAAACGUAAAAUAAAACUAGCAAACAAUUGGUUUACCGCUAGAAAAUAUAUCUCUUUGCCAGAAUUUAAGUGUUCGCAAAUUAUAAACGAAGAUUUGGUUGUUGUUGAAUUGAAUAAAACAACUAUAAAUUUCGAGAAGCCGAUUUACGUAGGAUUUACAAUUUUAGAAUUAUCAAAAACGUUAAUGUACGAUUUUCAUUAUAAUUUUGUCAAAAAAGACCUAUCAAAUUGGUUCGCUUCCAAAUUAUUAUAUAUGGAUACCGACAGUUUCAUUUACGAAUUUACAACUUUACGUAAAGAAGAUACAACCGAUAUUUAUCAUAUAAUUCGAGAUUACGCAUCUUUGUUAUUUGACACUUCAGAUUUGCCUGUCGAUAAUCAGUGGGGUAUUCCACAAGUGAAUAAAAAGGAAAAGGCCGACUCGGCGGCCCCUCCUCCACUCGAGGGUCCCUGCGAUAGUCGAGAUGCCGAGGUGACGGUUAGCACGAGAUCGGACGACGUUCGAUUCCCGCAUAAAGACGAGGAAAAAAAACUUUUUUUCAUAAAUUUAAAAAUUGAGCGCCGCGCGAUACAGCGGUGGCGCCAUCUUCCAUCCUGCGCGCGCACCACACACACCUCUCCAUUACAACAAUAA
Zophobas morio is the source of this 3210-nucleotide messenger RNA. RefSeq lists its product as uncharacterized. Bases 58 to 3210 code for a protein of 1050 amino acids. NCBI's taxonomy places the organism in Eukaryota, Metazoa, Arthropoda, Insecta, Coleoptera, Tenebrionidae. The record is from RefSeq and is a predicted model, not a curated record. Gene Ontology annotation, biological process: DNA replication. Gene Ontology annotation, molecular function: DNA-directed DNA polymerase activity; nucleotide binding; DNA binding. The transcript is spliced from 4 exons.